AAGCACAACUUUGAAGAAGCCCUGUUCUUGUUCCAAAGGUUGUCUUUUGAUAAAGAAGGAAUGAUUCAGAGGGCCAGGCGUCUGAUUGACCUUUAUAAGGAAGCAGGAAUUGGUAAAGAUCGGAUUCUCAUAAAGCUUUCUUCAACAUGGGAAGGAAUUCAGGCUGGCAAGGUUCUGGAAGCAGAGUACGGGAUUCAUUGCAACAUGACCUUGCUGUUCUCCUUUGCUCAGGCAGUCGCCUGUGCAGAAGCUGGGGUUACUCUGAUCUCCCCAUUUGUAGGACGCAUCCUGGAUUGGCAUGUUGCUAAUGGAGAUAAGAAAAUCUAUGAAGCUUCAGAAGAUCCAGGAGUGAAGAGUGUCACUAAGAUCUAUAAUUACUACAAGAAGUUUGGCUACAAAACCAUUGUGAUGGGUGCUUCAUUUCGAAAUACAGGAGAAAUCAAAGCGCUCACAGGCUGUGACUAUCUCACUAUUUCACCCAAGCUUUUGGCAGAGCUCAGCAAAGAGCAUGUGAAGCUAACUCCCACACUCAGUGUUAAGGAGGCUCAGGCCUGUGACCUCGAGAAGAUCCACCUCGAUGAGAAGGCAUUCCGCUGGCACCAUAAUGAAGACCAAAUGGCUGUGGAGAAACUAUCUGAUGGGAUCAGAAAAUUUGCUGCAGAUGCAAUAAAAUUAGAGAGGAUGUUAAAGGAACGAAUGUUCAGCACUGAGAAUGGGAAGUGAAAGAGUCAGAGUUCUCCUGACUCCUUAAGGCUGAAUGAGUGGAUCACCUGCAAAUUAAAUGGAUGUACAAAUGUCUUACUUGGAAAAGUCUUAUGUUGUGUAUGCAUAGAUUUCUGUAUUAUGCUUUUUAAAAAAAACAAUUUGUAAAAGGACAAGACUUCAUUGUUUUUGUGGCACUUUGUUAAUACAUGCAAAUUAACACCUACUUUCCUUGUAAUGCGUUUACUUCCUUGCUAAAAGGAAUUGAGUGAUUCAGCUGACAUAAGAGUUCAGUUUCUAUUAGAACAUAAUAUUGUGGUUUGUAGUAAACUCCUAAUUGUCUAUGUUCCUCCCAUGUUAAGAAAACAGUUGUCUCUCAUGCUGUCUUACUGUGACUUGAAAAAAAAACAAAGCAGUUUUCAGAAACCAACUGUGGUACAGAAACCGCAGGUACUGGGCUCUGGUCCUUUCUUGCCCUUUUUUUGCAGCCAAGGCAAUGGCAGCAGCAACUCACUGAGUGGUAGAAUUCAUUGCUGUGUUGAAGCUGAACAUGGUACUAUUGUUACAACACCAGCAUGAGUUACACUACUUCAAAAUUAGGUAACCAAGUCAAGCAGUUACUUGUUAACUUCAUGACUGUUUAAUCUGACCUGACAGAAUGAACAUCUGGAUACAACAA
Messenger RNA from Meleagris gallopavo (turkey), 1381 nucleotides. RefSeq names its product transaldolase 1 (gene TALDO1). Lineage: Eukaryota; Metazoa; Chordata; Aves; Galliformes; Phasianidae. The record is from RefSeq and is a predicted model, not a curated record. Gene Ontology annotation, molecular function: transaldolase activity. Gene Ontology annotation, cellular component: intracellular anatomical structure; cytoplasm. Gene Ontology annotation, biological process: pentose-phosphate shunt; pentose-phosphate shunt, non-oxidative branch; carbohydrate metabolic process.